AUGACUAUAAAACCUCGGGAAAAGUUUGAUAAUGAUGACGACCCGGUAGAAUCUAUGUUGAAGAAGGCAGGAUGCCUAGAACUUCACUACAAAGUGCAAGAAUGCAUAGCAACAACUAAAGACUGGAGAAAAUGUCAGUCAGAAGUAAAUGAUUUUAAGGAUUGCAUUACUAAACAUAAGCAAGAGGAGAUGGCUAAAUUAAAUAGAUAAUAAAAUAUAGUUACUCUU
Hyposmocoma kahamanoa is the source of this 228-nucleotide messenger RNA. Its product is annotated as cytochrome c oxidase assembly factor 4 homolog, mitochondrial. The coding region runs from base 1 to 210 and encodes 69 amino acids. The transcript has 2 exons. Lineage: Eukaryota; Metazoa; Arthropoda; Insecta; Lepidoptera; Cosmopterigidae. Gene Ontology annotation, cellular component: mitochondrial intermembrane space. The record is from RefSeq and is a predicted model, not a curated record. Gene Ontology annotation, biological process: mitochondrial respiratory chain complex IV assembly.